AAAUGUUAUAUCGCACCGGCUUUAGCCCGCAGGUCAAUUUGGCGAGAACAAAGUUUUGCAAGUUUUGGCGUUUUUGAAUGGAAGAGUCCAUGCAUUCGCAUUUCGCAUUGUGAUUGCCAUGUACGAGUAUGAAACUACAACAGAUGUCAACAUAAAACAUCAACCGCAAUUCGCGCGGUUAAUCUGCUGAUUGUAGUAAUAAGCACAAAAAUGGACCACGGUGCUAGUACGAUCGCUCCCGAUGUUACGCAGUGCGGACAGCGGAUGUGGCCCGUUUUCUUGGCAUCAUGUCUGGUGUUCGCCGCCGUAAUGGGAUUGGGAUUGGCCGUUGCCAGAUUAAUAUGGGCCAUUCGUGAUUAUCGCAGGAGCAAGCCACGGUACAAAUUAGUGGCAGACGGCCGCUCUCCCGGUCCGAAUAAACUUCGUGAACAGGCCAGCUGUAUGUCUACGGUGAAAUUUAUUGUGGGAGAAUUUAUGUCGGCAUCCACUUUCAGCGGCAAGGCAGUGGCCUUUUUGGAAUUUGGCUUAGGAAUGACGGUGCUGUUUAUUUAUUAUGCACGUGUUUCGAGAUACACAAGUGCCACUGUGGAAAGCUGUGUCAUCUGGAGCGAACGACUGGAUCUGCAAAUUGAGUUUGUUUGCAAUAUCAUCCUGCUCUGCAUUUUUAUACUUCGAUUUAUCGGCGCCAUGGACACACUGGAGUUUCUAAUAUCGCUCGACGCAAUAGUCACCUAUUUUACGAUUCCUCCGUCGUUUGUUACCGUAAUCCUUAGUCGUGAUUGGAUUGGAUUACGAUGCCUACGUGCUUGUCACUUGUUGUCCAUUCCUCGAUAUGUAUUCUACUCCCGUUUAAUCAGGAAAGCCACUUUAUUGCGGCUGAUGCAUAUCUGCACGAUUGUGGCUACGGUUAUUUUGGUGGCAGCAGGGAUAUUUCACUUGCUGGAUUUGACCGGGGAUGACUGGGUGGACAACGUUACCGGCAAACAGGAAAAAACCUAUUGGGAAUGGGUGUAUAUGUCAGUUGUCACUUUGUCGACUGUUGGGUAUGGAGACAUCUCACCGAAAUCAACGCUUGGUCAAGUGUUUUGCGUCAUGUUUAUCAUUGGAGCACUGGCGUUAUUUGCCUCUUCUAUACCAGAAAUUCACGGAAUCAUCAGCAACUUGCAAAAGUUUACAAAACCUUACCGACCGGCACGGGGCACGCAACACAUAAUUGUUUCCGGCAACAUUACCAUCGAAACCAUGCGGUCCUUGGUUAAUGACCUUAGUCGGCCAGACCGACGUCAGAGGAAACUGGAUAUCGUCUUUGUUAACCCAGAAGAACCGGAUAUCGAAAUGAAGUCAUUUCUUAAGGAAGUGCAGACGUAUGUGCGCUACGUGGAAGGCAGUCUCCUGCAUGCUGCCUGCUUGCAGAACACGAAGGUCCACGAGGCCGAAGCAUACCUCCAUCUAGCUAAUCGACGAUCGGAUGAUCCCGAGAAAGAUGAUUCCACGACCUUACUUACGGUGGCCAGUGUUAAGAGUGCCAAUCCGUAUUUGCGGUGUGUGGUGCAAAUUCUGCAAAGCAGUACAAAGUCGCAGUUUAGCAGCAUCCCGGGUUUUCUGAUGAAGCGCGGCGAUGCGGUGAUUUGCUUCAAGAGCUGGAAUUGGCGCUGACCGCGCAGAACUGUUUGGCGCCGGGCUCAUCAACACUCCUCUCCAAUCUCAUACGC
Molecule: messenger RNA, 1712 nt
Organism: Paramacrobiotus metropolitanus
Lineage: Eukaryota; Metazoa; Tardigrada; Eutardigrada; Parachela; Macrobiotidae
Product: calcium-activated potassium channel subunit alpha-1-like
Exons: 11
Coding region: 211-1656 (481 amino acids)
Molecular function (GO): large conductance calcium-activated potassium channel activity
Source: RefSeq, a predicted model, not a curated record